CUGGCCAUUGCUGUUGCCAGUCUGCCCUCACAUCAGCCCGCACCGCAUCGCGGCCAGGAACAACCGUUGAAACUGUCGCCGGAACAUUCAACGAUAACAGAGAUUACACCGAUGAACGCGAACUGAGCGUGGUCGAGCAGAAUGGGGUCCUUCUUCAAGAAUCUGAGGUCUAAUAAUGGCCCAUUAUCACCCACGUCGAAUAUCAGCUCCCCCAAAAAGGACAACCAUGUAUUACCAAUCACACCUUUGGAGAAGAUGUUGCAGGACUCGGGUCCCGUGCGAGCUGACGGCAGCGAUAAGUUCUUUGGCAUGGAAAAUUAUGGAAAUACAUGUUAUUGCAACUCUAUCCUACAAUGCCUCUAUUAUUCGGUCCCCUUCCGAGAAUCGGUGAUAAACUAUCCGAAGCGAACACCGAUCGAAUCCCUCGAAAUGGCACUUGCCAGAAACUUGAGAUACCAGAGUCCAGAAGCGUUUUUCGAAGCCGAAGCAGCCGCUGCAAAAGCAAAACAUAACGCCGGUCAAUCGUCAUCUCGCAACGCAGGCGUGACUCCUACCCAGCCUCCCAAACCUGAAGAUAAGGACUCGCCGGAAUAUAAGAAAAAGGUUGCGAUUCAGACGCUACCUCUUCUCGAGACCAAAGAUAACUCGGCGAGUUACGGAAUGUCGGAGUCGCUGUUCACGUCGCUAAAAGAUCUUUUUGAGAACGUGGUGGCAAGUCAGUCAAAGCUUGGCGUCGUUAGACCUCAACAUUUUCUCGAGGUUCUUCGUCGUGAGAACGAGAUGUUUCGCACUGCAAUGCACCAAGAUGCGCACGAAUUCCUCAAUCUCCUGCUCAACGAGGUGGUCACAAACGUGGAAGCCGAGUCGGCGAAGCAAAUUGAGAAUCCCCCCGUCGAGACUACCGAUUCUGAGCAGACGGUAGCCGUGACGGAUUCGUCUACCAAUUCGACAGGAACACAAGUGAAUGGGUCUACAGGGUCAAAAACACCUAAUACAACCCGCUGGGUGCAUGAAUUGUUUGAGGGGACAUUAACAUCAGAAACGCAGUGCCUGACCUGCGAAAAAGUGUCGCAACGAGAUGAAGUUUUCUUAGAUUUAUCGGUCGAUUUAGAACAGCAUUCAUCCGUUACAUCGUGUCUGCGGAAGUUUUCCGCCGAGGAAAUGCUUUGCGAAAGAAACAAAUUCCAUUGCGACAAUUGUGGAGGUUUGCAAGAAGCCGAGAAACGUAUGAAAAUAAAGCGAUUACCAAAGAUCCUUGCUCUGCAUCUGAAGCGAUUCAAGUAUACGGAAGAUCUACAGAGAUUACAAAAGCUGUUUCACCGGGUCGUCUAUCCCUAUCACCUUCGCUUAUUCAAUACUACAGAUGAUGCCGAAGAUCCAGAUCGCCUUUACGAGUUAUAUGCGGUGGUCGUGCAUAUUGGUGGCGGCCCAUAUCACGGACAUUACGUGUCUAUCAUCAAAACAGAAGAUCGGGGCUGGUUGCUGUUCGAUGAUGAGAUGGUGGAACCAGUAGACAAGAGCUACGUGCGCAACUUCUUCGGAGACCGCCCAGGACUCGCUUGCGCUUAUGUUUUAUUCUAUCAAGAAACCACUUUGGAGGCUGUUCAACGAGAACAAGAGCAAGAAGGCUACAGCGCGGCUGGGGCUGCAGAUUUAAGAGAAGGAAACCUUUCAUCGCCCCUCAAUCAUAUCCACACUUAUACAGGACCCAGCGAAGAUGAAGCACAUCAUUUUGCUCCUUUGAGAACCGUUCCCACUGCGCCUCAAAUGUCAACUCAUCCAGAACAUGCCUUCUCAACAAGUCCGCCGGCACCUCCUGUGCCACAGAUUCCGGUAGAUACCGGGGUCAGUAAAAAGAGCGAAGGACAGUCUCGAAAGGAACGCGUGAAAGAAGAAAAGGGACGGAAAGCGGCUGAGAAGGAGAAAGAAAAAGCCGAUAAGCAAAAACGCAAGGAACAAGAGGCCAAGCGGAGGGAAGAUCUGAAGCGUGAGGAUGCCGACAUGAAAGCCGCCCUUGAGCUCAGUAAGGCGUCAAAAGCGGAGGAAGAUCGAAAGACAAGUUCAGACAACGGAGAGAACGGACAACACAAGAUGUUGACUGGCAGUUUAAAUCGGUUCCGUCGGAGCAGUAAGAGCCUGAGUCAUAGAUUUGCAUCACCGAAGGACGGCAGCAAGAGGGCCGCGUCUUCGGAAUUUUCACGCUCGGAUAUCGUUUCGGACAAUGGACAUCCUCCGGAUAUGAAGUUACAUGAGCAUGUCAUUGAGGAGGAUGUCCCAACGGAAUCGAAUAAUCAUAGCACCAUCCCGCAAACAGUCACACAGAUCCACGAGCUCGUUCCCAAAUCCAAGGCCGACAAACCUGAUAAAGACAAGGGUAACAAAUGGAAGGGUUUUGGAAUUAGGAAAAAAUCAAUGAGUCUACUAGGCUGAUUUAUUAUUAUGAUUUAUUCCAGGCAAUGAAUGACAGAUUCUGGUACAUAUUUCCAAAGCAUACGAUAAAGUUUUGAAUCUCUUCUUUUUGGAUAAAAAAAAAGAAGAUCGGUUCGAUCUGGUCACUACAAAACUAUCUAUCCUAUUCAUACUCUCUGUCUCAUGUCCGGUGUGUAUACCGUCGUCGCCCUGGAUAAGAUUGCAGGGAAGAACUACCUCCUGGUCCUUAACGCAAGGACAACGAUUGAAUACCCUUUUGUGUUAGGAUGUUUCCAUUAGUAUGGCGUAUCUUGGUAUCAUGACGGCUAAAUAACUUCGUAUCUGUAUUUGUUACUAUUCUAUUCAUCGACUAGUGUUUGUUGUUGUUUUGCAAUCCAAACUUGAAAAU
This is a messenger RNA of Talaromyces stipitatus ATCC 10500, 2818 nucleotides long. Its product is annotated as ubiquitin C-terminal hydrolase CreB. Gene Ontology annotation, cellular component: nucleus; cytosol. Gene Ontology annotation, molecular function: cysteine-type deubiquitinase activity; cysteine-type endopeptidase activity. Lineage: Eukaryota; Fungi; Ascomycota; Eurotiomycetes; Eurotiales; Trichocomaceae. The coding region runs from base 142 to 2430 and encodes 762 amino acids. Gene Ontology annotation, biological process: protein deubiquitination. The record is from RefSeq and is a predicted model, not a curated record. The transcript is spliced from 4 exons.